Messenger RNA from Sinocyclocheilus anshuiensis, 501 nucleotides. RefSeq names its product up-regulated during skeletal muscle growth protein 5-like. The transcript is spliced from 4 exons. Lineage: Eukaryota; Metazoa; Chordata; Actinopteri; Cypriniformes; Cyprinidae. The record is from RefSeq and is a predicted model, not a curated record. The coding region runs from base 93 to 356 and encodes 87 amino acids.
UGAGCUGACAUUGAAACAUUCCGGAACUAAUACCGCCGCUGUAAACAACUGCAGUGUUCUUUGUAGAAACGGUAUUUUUAGAGUGAUUCAACAUGCCGACCUCCCCUGUGAAGACACGGAUUCCGCUUACAAGUUUUGGUCAUCUUAUUAGCGAAGUCAAGAGACAGCUCUUUGGGAUUGAUGCACCAACCCCAACAGAACUGACAGGAUGGAGGAAACAUUUUAACAGCUACACAUUACGAGGAUGCAGAAAUUUUGUUCUUGCCACAUAUGGUGUUCUUGCACUCACAGCUGCCAUCUACAUGAUGAGACACAGCAGGAAGGAGGAACAUGAAACAGCAUCUGCAUCCUCAUAAACUACAAAUGGAAAGUUAAGGGGGGUUAAGAAUACAAUAAAUUAUUUAUGAUCACUACAUGAGUGGACCAUGGUUAAUGAAGCUCGUGUUUCUACAUGUCACUGGCCAGAUGUUUCCUUUUUCUAUCAUGCACACAGAUUGUCAU